GAGGAAUCAGAAGAAGAACCUGAAUGCAGUGAAGAAUUAGAAGAGAAAUCAGAAGAAUCCGAAGAGGAAGAGGAGUCCGAAGAAGAACCUGAAGACAGUGAAGAAUUAGAAGAGAAAUCGGAAGAAUCCGAAGAGGAAGAGGAGUCCGAAGAAGAACCUGAAGAGAGUGAAGAAUUAGAGGAGAAAUCGGAAGAAUCCGAAGAGGAAGAGGAGUCCGAAGAAGAACCUGAAGACAAAGAACCUGAAGAGAGCGAAGAAUUAGAAGAGAAAUCUGAAGAAUCCAAAGAGGAAGAGGAGCCCGAAGAAGAACCUGAAGAGAGUGAAGAAUUAGAAGAGAAAUCUGAAGAAUCCAAAGAGGAAGAGGAGCCCGAAGAAGAACCUGAAGACAGUGAAGAAUUAGAGGAGAAAUCGGAAGAAUCCGAAGAGGAAGAGGAGUCCGAAGAAGAACCUGAAGACAGUGAAGAAUUAGAAGAGAAAUCUGAAGAACCGAAAGAGGAAGAGGAGCCCGAAGAAGAACCUGAAGAGAGUGAAGAAUUAGAAGAGAAAUCUGAAGAAUCCAAAGAGGAAGAGGAGCCCGAAGAAGAACCUGAAGAGAGUGAAGAAUUAGAAGAGAAAUCUGAAGAAUCCAGAGAGGAAGAGGAGUCAGAAGAAGAACCUGAUUACAGUGAUGAAUUAGAAUAG
Messenger RNA from Dracunculus medinensis (Guinea worm), 681 nucleotides. The record is from the annotation of a GenBank genome assembly. Lineage: Eukaryota; Metazoa; Nematoda; Chromadorea; Rhabditida; Dracunculidae.